AUGCUUUAUUUAAUUUACCACAUCACUACAUUUUAUAUUUUACCAUAUGCUUAUAUUAAGCCAGUGGCUUCAUGUGUAAUUUCUGAUUGUUUUCCAUCAGAUGGAAAAGAGAAGGGAUUGGAACCAUUUGUAUAUGACUAUGAGAGUUUGAGGAUCUGGGGUUUGGCGUUUGCUGUGGUGCUGUUUGCUCUGGGAGUGCUCCUUAUUCUCAGCCGCAGAUGCCGCUGCAGUAUCAACCAGAAGUCUAGGGCUCCAGGAGAUGAAGAAGCUCAAGCAGAGAACCUUGUGGUCUCCAAGACCAAGGAGACUCCUAUAGCAGAGAACUGAAGCAGUCCAGUGUUGUUAAAUGCAUAGCCGUGACUUGAACGACUUCACUGAUGCUGCGGAUGCUGAUGAUGAUGAAGCUGAUUCCAGACCAUGGCUAUGAGAGGAAAGAGAGGAGACAAGAAUUUUGUGGGAGGAGUUGAUGGGUCAGUGUCUUGUACGUAGACCUCUAGUCCUGUCACGUGAACAGUAACUGUAUCCGUCUUUCCGUGCGUGCCCUCUUGCAAUAGUCUGUCUUGAGUGAGUUGUUUUAGCAAAACGAGACACUUUCUGCAGAUCAUUCUUAACGUUUUUGGCUCCUCUCCAACUGAACGUAUGCAUGUGUUUAAAAGGAGCAGUUCACCCAAAAAUUUAUAUUCACAUUCCAUUCCAAAUAUUUCUGCCAAAUAUUUAUUUGUAUUUUUUUAUGCUGAACACAAAAAGCGGUAAUAUUAAAUAUUCUGUAUGUAGCCCUUAUCAUAUAAUGACAAAAAAAAAAAAAAACACCAUAGUUUAAAUUUUUGGAUGAACUGUCCCUUUAAUAAAAAAAAUAGAUAAAUAAAAAGGUUUUAACGUCCAACAGUGAAUAACUGUUGCUGUUAUUGUUGGUGGGACCGCUUGUUAUUGUCAUUUGUGUCACACCUGCUGUUUUUCUUUUUUUUCUAUUGUAUAUUAUAUAGAUUAUAUGCACACAUACAUUAUUUAAUAUAAGUAUUGAUUCAUAUGUGAUGAAGAAUAUAUAUUUAAAUAUACAAUGUACACAUGUGUGCCCGCGUAUGGAUAGAUCAUGUAGAGCUCGCACGAAUGCUCACAUUCAGGGCACCUCCUCCUGACAAUCUUUCGAUCGUUGAACCCAGACCAAGCACAAAAAAUAACUCGGUACCACUACUAUACCAGAGGGGGCGCUAUACCACUGUCCUCUGAUCAGCUGUAACACUGCCGGGCUCAAAGCCCCUAUUCGGACCCACAGUCUAAACGUCUGCGGCCUGAGAACGAGACCGCAGGAGCAGUUCACUUCACCAUAGUGCCGCAAACCUGUGUCCUUUACCUUUACUAUAAAAUGUCUUCUGUAGCCUACGUAUUCACUUUCUUAAAUUAAUAAGUCACCCAGAAAUGUAAAUAUUUGUCAUCGUCUACUCACCCUAAUGUCGUAAAAAAAAAAAAAAAAAAAGAUGGUUGUCAUUGUUAUGUGGAGCAAAAAAAAAUGGUAUUUUGCUAAAUGUCCAAGUAGCUGUUUUGCAUAUAGUAAGGUAAAGCAUAAAGCAUGCUUGCACAUGUGCAGCUGAACUCCUAGAACUUUCUAGUAUUUUACACAGGUGGUCAACGUGCACAAGGAAGUUUCAUCCUUUUUCAGUGUCUGUGCUUUAUCUAUCUAAAAGUUAUGAGAAACAAAAAUGUUAGCUGUUGUCUUCGAAAGUAGUUUGUUUGGUGUUGUUGACUGUGAAACAACGGGCAAAGGCAGUGUUGCCACCUUGUGGACA
This is a messenger RNA of Carassius carassius (crucian carp), 1784 nucleotides long. RefSeq names its product FXYD domain-containing ion transport regulator 6-like. The transcript is spliced from 6 exons. Gene Ontology annotation, biological process: regulation of sodium ion transmembrane transporter activity. The record is from RefSeq and is a predicted model, not a curated record. The coding region runs from base 1 to 327 and encodes 108 amino acids. Gene Ontology annotation, molecular function: sodium channel regulator activity. Lineage: Eukaryota; Metazoa; Chordata; Actinopteri; Cypriniformes; Cyprinidae. Gene Ontology annotation, cellular component: membrane.